UGAGCGCCAAGUGUACACUUCCAGGACACCGGCAACUGCUCGACGUGAACGUAGCGCGGAAGUGGUGCAGUGGUCGACAGACAGAGCGUGAAUCAACCCGUAGAGCUCCCACAGCUGAAGCAGAAUGCCUCCUAAGUUUACGAAGAAGGAGCCAGCGAAGAAAGAGGCGGCACUACCUGUCGAGCCGGAAAAGCCAAAGGAGCCUGUGUUUGAUGCCAAGGCUGUCAAGGUUACUUUCACGAAAGAACAAAUUAAUCAGUUCAGUGGCACAUUCGUCCUCUUCGACAAGGCUGGUGAUAUGAAGGUCCCACUAAACAUGGUGGGCGACGUCAUCCGUGCCCUUAAGUUUAACCCCACCAACCUUUCAGUCAGCAUCGUCCAAGGGAAGCUCAAGCCUGAAGAAAUGGAGGGCAAACUGGUGGACUUUGAUCAGUUUCUGGUGAUGCUUCAGUUCAUUGUCAACCUCAAAGAGGAGGGAACCGUCGAGGACUUUAAGGAGGGUCUGAAGCUCUUCGACAAGGAGGGAAAUGGUACAGUGCUGGCCCCUGAGGUGCGCCAGUUCCUCGUGACUCUCGGAGAGAAGAUGCCGCUGGAAGAUGUGGAUUUCCUCCUCGCUGGCCUGGAAGAUGCAGAAGGAUAUAUGAAAAUCGAUGAAUUCAUCACAAGAGUCAUGGCUGGUUAAAUUGAUUUUUGCGGCUCUCGGGAAAAAAAUUUUGAUCAACAAUGUCUUACGAAGGACAAAGAAAACAAUUAAAGAACAAUCCAAGCUUUUACAUCUGCUAAUGUAUUGUCCAAUGUACAGAUUAUUUAAGCCACAUUGAGUCAAUCAUAAAAAAGGGAUUUUAAUGAAUAAACCAAUACACACCGUGA
Lethenteron reissneri (Far Eastern brook lamprey) is the source of this 870-nucleotide messenger RNA. RefSeq names its product myosin light chain 3, skeletal muscle isoform-like. Gene Ontology annotation, cellular component: myosin II complex. Lineage: Eukaryota; Metazoa; Chordata; Hyperoartia; Petromyzontiformes; Petromyzontidae. Gene Ontology annotation, molecular function: calcium ion binding. The record is from RefSeq and is a predicted model, not a curated record.